Messenger RNA from Bombus huntii, 1158 nucleotides. RefSeq lists its product as uncharacterized. Lineage: Eukaryota; Metazoa; Arthropoda; Insecta; Hymenoptera; Apidae. Bases 1 to 1158 code for a protein of 385 amino acids. The transcript has a single exon. The record is from RefSeq and is a predicted model, not a curated record.
AUGGUGGCCAGCGAUGUACCAACGUCCAAAUUACGACUCACAAAACUUUCUUUGGCCGAUAAUCCUUUGAAUUGUGACUGUACGCUUCUAGAAUUCGCCAACUGGUUAAGCAACUCUAGCUUGAACGAGGAAGAUAAAUCUUCGGCGGUCUGCGCAACUCCACCCGCUUUGGAAAAUGGUAUACUGACACAAGUCUCUCCCGGUAGUCUCCUUUGUGGAGAGCCGACACCACCAAUCAUGACCAGACUGCCUUUAGCUGGUGCUCAAUUAACAUUGAAAGAAUUUCACUAUGAUAAAUCAACUGGUAUCAAUCUCUUAUGGCAUGUAGAACCAUGUGCAGAACAGUAUACAUGUGAUAAUUUAAUUGUCUAUGAAACCAUAGGUGACAGUGAGGUUCAAACAGAUUCUAGUUCUCUUCAUUGCGAUUCUCGUAUGAUGAGAGAUCCCUGUUCACUCCCGGUUGCCAUACCUGCCUCAUUACAUUUACAACCAGGCCAUAAAUAUCGCUAUUGUGUAGUACUUCUAGUACCAAAUAGUUAUGAUGAUGUUUCUUUAGGUUUGGGUUGCAGUGAUGUGAUUACAUUAGAAGAAUCUAAACGAGAGUUACAGCAAGAUCAAGAAACUACCGUAUCAGAGUUUUCUUCAUCAUUAGAUACUAGAAUAACUGCAGUACAUGUAAACGUAUCUGACCAAGGCUUCUUGCACGUCGAUGUUAGUUUAUCAAUCUCAAAAAAGUCGAAUCUGCCUGAAUGCGAACUCUCUGUUAUCGUUUUUGACGCUGAAUCUGCGGUGCAUAAACAAAAACUGAAUUGCAGUUUAACGUUUGUAACAUUAGGGGUAUUGUUGCCUGGUCACUAUAAAGUUUGUGCAAGUCUUGAUGAUGUCAAUGAAGAAGAUGUUAUUGCAAACUUUGUAGAUAACCGAGAUAGAUUACGCUGCGUCGAAGUGCAAGGGUUCAAACAAAAUACAGAGCUAAUUGUUCUAGCGAUAAUCGGAGCUAGUUGCGUUCUUUUAAUCACAAUUGCAGUAAUUGGUAGAAGCGUUCUGAGAAGGGUAAGACAUCCUAGGAUACAGACACAAUGUUUCCUGCCAGCACAGGAAUUUGAAAUAACUCAUAAAGCACAUUACAUUAAAUUACUAGCUACAACAAAAGUUUAA